CUUUAUUAUUUGGAAGAGAGGGGGAGAUGGAGAGAGAGAGAUGGAGAGAGAGAGAGAGAUGCGAUUUGUCCUGUGCAUAUUCUACUCUGUCCUGUCUCUGAACACCGGCACACUCACACCGCAGGAAAGAAACUCCAUAAAGGGCGAUCAAGCCUUCAUGGGAAACUGAGUGAAGAUUUUUUUUUGUCAGAAGAAGGAGAUACUGUGGAAGAAAAGAAAUAGGGGCCGUGUGACUGACACCUGCCCUCCAGCACUGGUGAAGGACGGGUAAUGGAGGAGUAAAGACAGGUUGUACAAGGAGAGAGGUGCUGAUGAAAGAAUGAAGACAACCAGAAAACAAGCAUACCCUUCUAUUUACUGUCACUUCAAUUAAUAAAGCACAGUUUGCGAUCACUCAACAUGCCUGACCGAAGACUUCUGCUACUGAUGUCCCUCUGCCUAUGGGAGGGGAUUGUAAGGGCAGAGCCAGUCACAAAGGUUGUGAGAAGGAGAGGACUGAGUCCAGUUCACUCGCAAUUGCACGGGGUGACCAAUCAGUGGGACCAACCAAGUUUGGAGAAGAGUGGAGUGCCACUAGUUAGGCUAAAGGAACUGAUUAGUGCUGACAAAGUGGAUGAUAAGUUUGUAGGUCACUCUGAAGCUGAGCAGACCAAUGAAGCUCUUUUAGUCACAAACCAGGAAGAACUGCAUGACUUUAAUGCUAAAUAUUCUCAGCAGGAGAAUGAGGACUCCACUAAAAUGGACUCAAGGGUACUCAAAGCAGUUGAUAGUACCAGAGAUUUGCUUGAGACCCGCAGGUUAAAGAAUAACACUAAAAACGCUGAAAUCCUGAAACGUGGAAGAGUUGAUAAGGGAAUUCCAGUUCGCCGCAAAAUAGACUCCAGUUUGCACUUCAACAGAACCAGAUACAAAUCACAGCCGAGAUUUAGAGCGAGGCCAAGCCCUGGGCUUCUUAAUAAUGCCAUAGAUCCGAAGGGAGUGAUAUUGGAUUCGCCUCAUAAAUUAAACCUGACAGGAAACUUUGGCGUAUUGAAGCUUAUUUCUAAAGACAACCUUGUGCGAAUUGUAAAUUCCCAACUCCAGAAUGGUCUGACCUUCCAGAAUAAGAUUAGUCACAGUAGGAAGAGAGAUUUGAUCGAUAUGGAUCAUGGGCAACUGGAGGAACCCAAAAUAAAAAGACAAGACGGUUCUGUAUCUCCAGCUGUACAUGAAUCUGAUAAUCAUAACAAGACUUUAGGACUCUCUGUUGAGCCACAGUCAAGCACCAUCACGAAUCCUAAUGUCAGUCCAGUUCAUAUUUUCAGGAGGCCAGUUAGCAAUCUCAAUCCAAAUUCAAAAGAUGAAGAGAAGAAGACAGAGGCUGAGUCUAUAGCUACUGCGAAGAGCAAACACCACUUAACCCAUGUGGCAUCAACACCCCAAAGUGAACUCAUGGCCAACAUAGAGGCCAUUCCUUUUACUAGUCAUACCAAUAUCUCUGUGAUUGUGCAUGAAGGAACAUCACACGCACCUUCUCAGGCAGUCUCAGACAAGAGCUACUUUCUCGACUCACAGACUGAGAGAACCGUUAAGGAAUCAAGUCAAAACAUGUCUGCUCCAGGAAUGGAAAUUAAUGUCACUCAGGAACCGAUAAGUAAAGCUUCAGAUUUUGUCGAAGAUAGUCACAUUCUGCAACUGCGACCAAAUCCAGAUGGUGAAGGCAUGGACAAGGAGGAUGUUUGGGAGCCGUCGGUCACCUGGCCUCUGCAUGGUGGCCAUGGCCUCGUGUUCCAGGAGAUGGAGGAGGACGGAGGUAAAGGGUGGAGUCCAAAGGAAAGUGAUGGGUCUCGAUCGCGAAGCAGACGGAGUUGGAUCUGGAACCAGUUUUUUGUUAUUGAGGAGUACGCUGGUCCUGAACCUGUUCUCAUUGGAAGGCUUCACACUGACAUGGACAGAGGCGAUGGGCGCACCAAGUACGUGCUUCGAGGCGAAGGGGCGGGGUCGGUGUUUGUGAUUGAUGAAAAGACAGGCAACAUCCAUGUGACGAAGCCCUUGGACAGAGAGGAGAAGGACGAGUACCGGCUUAUCGCCACGGCAACAGACAGCCAGACAGAGCGUGCCCUGGAGCCCUCUUCCCAGUUCAUCAUCAGGGUGCAGGACAUCAACGACAACCCGCCUGUGUUUGAAGACGGGCCGUACAGCGCUACCGUCUCCGAGAUGGCCAACAUAGGCACUUCCAUUGUUCAAGUGACAGCGACUGAUGCUGAUGACCCCACCUAUGGGAACAGUGCUCGUCUGGUCUACACACUGGUGCAAGGCCAGCCUCAUUUCUCUGUGGACCCACAGACAGGAAUCUUGCGCACAGCAGUCCCUGAUUUGGACAGAGAAACUCAGGAUCAGUAUCUCGUAGUCCUCCAGGCUAAAGACAUGGGUGGCCAUCUUGGCGGACUUUCUGGAACCACCACAGUUACUGUGAAACUGACAGACGUCAAUGACAAUCCGCCCCAUUUUACCCAGAGCUCCUGGUUGUUCUCUGUGUCGGAGUUGGCGGCGCCAGGGGCGGAGGUGGGCCGGAUCUCAGCAACAGACGCUGACCUGGGAGAGAACGCCAGGCUGGAAUAUACCAUCCUGGAGGGGGAGUCUGGAGACACCUUCAGCAUUAAAGGAGUAAACCAGGAGGCCAUCAUCACCCUCAAUAAGGCUGUUGACUACGAGAGUCGGAGCUCAUAUUCCUUCUCUGUGGAAGUGAUGAACCCAACUGUUGACCCACGUUUCCUGCGCCGUGGCCCGUUUAAGGACCGUGCCUCUGUCCGAGUGGCCGUACUGGAUGCAGACGAACCGCCGCGAUUCUCCCGGGCCCGGUACCACAUGGAGGUGUCGGAGAACUGCCCUCCGGCAUGCACCGUUGGACGGGUUAGUGCCGUGGACCCAGACACAGGACUCAGCAGCAACAUCAGGUACUCCAUUGAUCCUCAGUCAGAUCCAGAGGCUUUGUUCCGCAUCACCCCAGACACUGGGCUUAUCACCACGACAACGGAGCUGGACCGCGAGCAUGAGCAGUGGCACAAUAUCACCAUCAUUGCCACACAAAGAGAUAACCCCAGCCAGGUUUCCAGAGUGCUGGUUGCCAUAGAGACGCUGGACCUGAAUGACAACGCUCCGGAGCUGGACCGACAGUACACGACAGCCAUGUGUGACUCCGCCUCCACUGGACAGGUGGUGCAAGUGUUGAGAGCAAUUGAUAGAGACGAGGGAGGGAACGACAGCACGGUCUACUUCAACAUCCCUGCAGAGUCCAGUGCCGCACUCAACUUCAGCAUUAGAGAGAGUGGAGGUCCCACCGCAAGCCUGGUCCUAGUCUCACCCUUACAGGCGCUCUCCCGCUCUUCCACGUCCUCUCUGACGCUCCAUGUUCCUCUGGUCCUCAGGGACGUAUCCUCGGGUCUGACGAGCACGGCGACCGUCACCGUGUCAGUGUGUCCCUGUCUGAGAGGAGGUGCACGAGCCGGGGAGAAGGAGAAGCAGAGUGAUGCGGAGUGGGAAAGGGAAACUGUGUGUCUACCCCAGCACUCCUCCCUGCCUUCUCCGGGUCUCAGCACAGCGGCCCUCCUGGCAAUUUUAGCAUGCGGGGCGACACUUUUGGCUGUCACUGCUCUCUCUCUGUCCCUGCGCAGACAAAAAAGGGACUCGCUUUCUCCUCUAGAGGAAGACGAUGUCAGGGAGAACAUCAUCACGUAUGACGACGAGGGAGGCGGUGAAGCCGACACCGCUGCUUUUGACAUCACGGCACUCCAGAGCGCCCCCCACAGUGCUCGCAGGGGAUACCGAACCCUAGACAGUAGGAACAUACGCCUCUCUCAGCGUGGCCAGGAUAAAUCACGGACAUACAGCAGCUGGGCCCAAUCAGGAGCUAUGGAUAGUGGGCAGUACCCCAGCCAGACUCCUCUAUAUGGUCGCCUGUGUUACAGCAGCCAGACCCUCCCUGUGCUACGGCGCUCGCAGGGUCCAUACGACCCUGGCCUGACUGAACUGGGAUAUCGCGUUUCCGGUGGCCAGCCGGAUCACUCCCUUGUAAUCCAUAACCAAGGUGCAAUGGUGGGGCCGCUGGAACCGGGAGCCUUGUACAUGGGGCCCAGUGAGGUGGGGAAUAGCUCUAGAGAGGGAACUGCGUCCCAGGAUGGAGCCACUGCGUCUGAAGAAGGAACGCCACAGAAAAAUGAUACCAAGGAAGAUUCGGGCAGUGACGCCCAGCAGAGCCAGGAUCUUAACUGGGUGCAGUCAGAUUCUGCUCCACGGGAACUGGUGCUGACUCGCUCAGGCUCACUGGCCAGGCCUGGAGCUUCAGGUGGCUGGGUGUGUGAUUCAGCCACACUGCCCAUGACGGGGCGGCGCUCCUCACGUGCUGGGCUCUCACCAAAAAAGAGUGCAGCUGGCUCCACAGAUGGCACAGAUGGAGCAAACAAUGCCAUGCAAUCUGUCAGCCGCAAUUACACCACCAUCCUGCAGGGGGAGCAGCAGAAGGACUACACGGGCAGCUUGAGCCGAGGAGGAUUGGAGAUGGGAAGUAGUUUUGUGGUAGCGAGGCCAGAAGGGGGGAUUCCACUGUGCGUCCCGGAGAGCACAGGGUUCGUGGCUGACUGGCGGGAACGGGUAGGGGCUUACAGCUUGGGCAGGAGAGAUAUGAUGCCCCAGCUGCUGCCCUACCCUGGGCAGGGUCGAGGGGCAUUUGGAGGGAUCCUGGGAUAUGGAGGAGCUUGGCCUACAGUGCCUGAAGCUGCAGGAAGGGGCAUGCAAGGAGGAGGUGGCCAGUCCCUGGCCUUGAGAGUUGGCGAGUUCCUAAGGCUACGUCUGGCGCAGGUGACCUUUGAUCCGACGCAGCCGCCGUAUGACUCGGUGCAAGUGUAUGGCCUUGAAGGCACAGGGUCACGGGCUGGCUCGCUCAGCUCCCUGGAGAGCGAAGGAGAGAAGGAGUCCAACAAGGAGGAGUGGGGUGGUGGGCUGGAGGAGUGGGGUCCACGUUUCCACAAACUAGCCCAACUCUUCCAAGAAAGGGAGAAAGAAAUGGAGGAUGAAAAGGAGAGCGAGACAGAGACACCCAGGAAUCGAAAUAAGGAGAAACAGGAGAAAGAUCAGCAGUCUGGAGAUGAGAGGAAAGACAAAGACUGAGAGCGGGAGUCGGGGAUGGUGUAAGGGUAUGGGGGGAUAAGUAAACGGCAAUCAAUACUAGAGUAAUAGGUAAAGAAGGAAAAGAAGAGAGAGCGCGCGCGAGAGAGAAAUAUAAAGGAAAAGUAAUUGGGAUGGACACACAAAACAAACAUAAGCUAAAUAGAGAGAAAGAGAGAGGAAGCUACAGAGUGAGUGAUUGAUGCAAUUUAAAGCAAUAUGUGUUAAAAAGCAGAACAGUGAACACAGAAGGAGAGACGGGGAACGCUUUGUUUCUCUUCAGAGUAUUCACCAUUCUCUAAGUGUUGCAGGCAGGGAGUGGGUAAAAAAUGCCCAUAGUACCUUUUCUAUUCACAGAUAGAUAGAUAGAGAGAGAGAGAGGGAGAGAGAGAUAGUGCAGAUGACUUAAAUUAUGUUUUUGGGGCAAUGUGCAAGACAAUACAACCGCCAGGGAGUCUGGAAGAAAGUAGGCUAUCAUACCACGACUGAUAAAUACAAAGGAAUACAAAAAGAUGAGAGAUAAAGAUUUGUACAGGAAGUGCUGGAGAGAAUUAGUCUGCUCAUGGUGUUGGCGAAAUGGUUAUCAUGAAAAUCGGCCUGCCCACACGUAUAGGCGUUUUUCCAAAAAAAAAAAAGAAAAAAAAGAAAAAGUGAAUCGUCUUACUUUCUUUUGAUGCCUUUUCAAUGCAAAACAUCUUGACUUGGAUUUCAAAUGGACUCACUUCAUACACAUGAAAGAAUUUCACGUUUGCAAAACUGGAUAUCAACUGCCAUAUUAGAAAUCUAAAGAACGACUGACAUGCAUUUAAAUGGGGAUACAGGUGUAAUGUGAUAUAGUGUCAGUGUUCUUUUGCUGGAUCUGUGUAAAGAAUAUGGGAAUUGCAGAAACUUUAUGCUUCAUUUCUUUUCAUUAUCCACUUUUUCGGUGAUUACUAGCACUUUUUAGCACAGCAGUUAUUUGCUGAUUACUUUCAAAGUAUUGACCAAUUCUAGAGCAAUUACCGAAGAGAAAUAUUCAGAUGUCAUGAAUUUUUAAUUGGCACAAUUACUCAAGAGAAAUCAGGAGCAGGACGCAAAGUCUCAGCUGGAAUGCACUUUUAUAUGUGAAGCUCAAUAAUAGAUAUGAUGAUACUGUUGUUGUUUUUCCAUAUAAAAAAAAAAAACAGUAUAAAUAUCAUGACAUUGUAUGUAAAUGUAAAUAUUGACUACCAUUGUGUAAAGUGAUUACUGAGUACUGAGUGAGUACCGUAGUAUUCAAAAUAACAACGUGAAAAGUAAUUUAAAAGAAAGCUAGAGGAGAUAAAAGAUUAAAAUGUCAUGUUGGAUUACAGCACUGAGGGAUGAAAUCACCUGCAGAGGAAUAAACUGAACCGAGUGGGCUUGUCUGGAUUAUUUGGGAUUAACUCUACUGUAGGGCAUCAAGCCUAACUGGAAUCCAGAACUGAUCCACCUGACGAUGCUGAAGUCAGAAAUAGUUUGCCCCACAACCAAUGAGUGUCUGUGGAUGUUUUGAAUGCCCACAAAUGUACAGAAUUUCAACCAAUCAUCUGAAGAUGGACACGUGGAUGUAGCCAUUUUUUCCAUAUUCUGUACAAGGGUGAACACACACACACACACACACACACACACACACACACACACACACACACACACACAGUGUUGCGUUGUGACAGAAUACAAGUAACAGCGUUACAUACUCAGAAUAUUUUAAAGAAACUCCUCCAAUGUUUACGUUUUAAUCAUUUUAAAAGCACUGAGCCACACUUUCUCGUUUAUACUGCGGUUAUAUCAGCCCCAGAUAACUCCCAGAGUCUGUGAGAAUUACCUAAAUUACCUUAUUGUGUGCAUGCUGAAACUUUCCUACAAGGUCACAAAGUGACUUAUGACACAGUAUUUGCAAUAAAUACCACUGUCAUACAGCCAUUUUAGGCAGCAAGGUGGUGCAGAGGGUAGCAGGUUGGUGUAUAUUCCCAUCUCAUGCACACCUCUGACCAAGAUAAAGCAGUUAAUGAAGAUGAAUGAAUAAAUGAGGCGAGUUGGAAGCCUGGUGCUGACUCCUAGGUAGUAGCAAUGUAGACUACCUGGAGCAGCAAGCCUUGAAGUAAUUCCCAUGAGGACGAGACACUCUUUAUAGACACUCCUCUUAGAGUGGCUCUUCAUGGGAAGGGCUGGACAUCUGGUCCACCUGUAGGCCAAGGUGAUGACAUUCACCACCCAGUGGCUCUGCAUAGACACAUUAGGCCACGUGUUUUCUUUUUCACGAAUCUUUGGGAUGGAUCCUCUGGCCUAAAUAGUACCAUAGGGUGUGUACACACAACAAGGAAUGCUCUACAGGCUCAGCUUCAUGGAAAGCUCCAAGUUGAAUUGACUGAUUUACAAAAUUGAGUGAUAUGACCGUGGGCAGAAAUCUUGGGUUCAACCACGAGGUGAUCCCUGAGUCAUCAGGCCACCAACACAUGCCAGGCGAACUAAUUGCCAGAGCAAGCAGUUCUCCCAUUAUUUUUGCUGAAGUAAUUGCUAGCAAAAUGCAGUUGUCAGAGACACCCAUUUCAGAACAGUGUCUUGCAUAGGAUCAUAAGGAGGGGCCUUAAGGGACUCCAGUACAAGGGGGAGAUCCCAAUCUAGGCUCUUAGGGAAAUGUGGAUGGAGGCACCACAACCCUUUCAGAAUGGCACAGAGAUGCCAUUCAAGCUGACAUGGCAGCCACAUAUACCUAUAGGGUCAGAUCUAGCAGUCCCUGGAGAAAAGGUAGUACUUGGGGAAACACUUGAUGCACCAGAUCCAUCUAAAUAGGUGUACACCAUUCACAGAAUAGCUUCCACCUAAGCAGAUUCAUACCCCGUGUACUAGGUGCUCUUGCAUUCAGGAAUGUUCCUGGACUGCUGGUUCACAGUCUUGUUUAGGAUCCGUCGCUGUAUGGGGCUUGAUCUACAAGAUGGAUGGGUGUCAACUCCCAGGCAAGGAAGAUUUGCAGGGUUGCAAACAUACACUUGGCAUCAUGUGUAAACCAGGUUGGUGGAGAGGCGGACUAUAUCCUGGCCUAGAUGUUCCACCACUAGGACCAAGGUGUUGACCAGCUUCCCCACAGAGUUUCAAUCUACAGACUUUCUGUGACAUUUCAGUGCUAGCAGUAAAACAGAUAAUGUAUUGCCAGUGUAUGCCACAUGUGAUACAAUAUCAUAAGUUCCCACUAGAACAUCAUUCAUUUAAUGCAUCUGCUGAGACCACAGGCAUGUGGCUCAGCCGGACCUGCAUGUGAUCCAUCAUAUUAGCUAAAUUGUGCGCCAUGGAUCUAUCUGUCCAAAUCCUUCUUCAAAGCUCUCAAUAAAAUCCUUGAAUUCCUUUACAAGCAGUGCUGUGCGAAAUGGUGCACUGAUGAUGUGGGUUGUGCGCCACUAUCUGAUCCCACUUGGGCCCCUGCCCUUUUAAGAUUGGCUGCCACCGUUAGUUUAGAGCAUGUCAGUGGAACCUGGGAGAAAUCCCAUUUUCGGAUGUUGCUGAGACCGAGAGCAAUAAAUAACGCAUCGUAUGGCUAAAAGGAAACCCACUUAACCACAAUAGCAGCAUUUAGACACACAUCUGUUUGUUAGCUGGACAGUGGGAGCUGAAACCAGCUAACCUGGAAGACUCAACAAUGUGUGGUAUGGUGAUGGAUGCCAACUCAACCACACUAGUCUGAUAUAGUCAAAUUCCUGCUGGCCGGUUAGAUGACAGGGGGGGGGUCAUGAAAUAUUCAGAGAUAGGAAGGAUUGAGGCGAUAGAGCCGAAGGAGAAUGAGACCCAGUGGGAAGACAAAACAGCAAACUUGUAGAGCUAACUAGUGAACAGCACAGCGAGCGAUGCCAAUAAGCCUAGCAAUACUAAUGAAGGAAAGCCAAUUUGUCACUAGUUGGCUCUAAGGAGUUCUGGUUUGUUUAACUAGAAAAACGCUCAUAAUGUAUAACACUAAUCUCACAAUGGCAGAACAGAUGAAAGGAGACUAUUGGCAGCUUUAUAGGAUAUCUGUAACUCUGAAAGUAGUUGCUAAGCAGAUAGCUCCAUAUGGUGUACACGUGCUCCAACAUGUCCAUGAGGCUGCCUUUAUUGCAAACACUGCAUCAUUUUUGCAAUGAGUGAUCGCAACAAUACCGCUCAAAAAGCUGGUUUUGGGUUUGUUUGGAAUAUUUUGAUGGAAACAAACCCCUUCCACGCCACUGUUUUUAGCAUCAGAUUAAUGAUACUUAUUACAUUCACCAUUAAAAAAGCAGAUGAUGAGGAAAACCAUAACUUAGUGACUCUGCAGAACAGUGUUCAUAGUAAAAUUGGAGAAUGAUGAUUCAAAAUGUAUUCGGAACAAGUUUCUUUUUUUAUAUAUUAUAAUGAAAUACAAUUUUGAAUAUAUUUAGGAAGCUGUAUUCAGUAUUCACCCAUUAAUACCUUCUCAGAGUAUUCUGACCAAACCUACACACACACACACACACACACACACACACACACACACACCUCCUCAAUGUCCUGCGUGAUCUGAUCAUUAAGUGGGACGUAUUGACUCAGAGCCACUGUGACUGGGCCAGACCAGAACUAGAUCCACUGUAUUAGUGUACAAUCAUGAUAACGGGUAGAGGAGGAGGCCGAGCCACUUCACCCCUCACGUUUUAUUCACCGAACACAUUUCAUCAGUUAAUUAUUAAAGCUUUGAGUUUUUCUGUUGAAUUCUGAGUAAACCAAGAACACUAGUAUUGCAGUUUCUCUCUAGAACCUACAUUUACAAAUGGUUUCAGUUCCUCUGCUCAUUAGAUGCGUGGAAAGCUGACACAAUGCAAUGCACUUAUAAACUAUACAGGAUUUCAUACAUUAGCAAUACAUUUGUAACUGAAUAUUCAUUUGUCAUUUUGACUAGCAUUGUGGUUGAGAAUGUUGGGGAUAUUUGCUUGAAGGCGCUCCAUGUCUCCAGCCACAAUGGCUCUGCCUCCUUUUUUUCACCAUUAUUGAUCCUGCUCUAUGCAGAGUAAUAUUGAAAUCUCACAAUGCCAUAUGAAAAAGUCUAUUUAUUAUAUUAUUCUGUUGUAUUUUCUCUUUUCUUUUUUGUAAAUUUGAAUAAAGACAUAUGUUUCGAGGUUUUGUGUGUGUGCUUAAAUAAAUAAUUUCUUAAAUAAAACCAUUUUUAA
This is a messenger RNA of Pangasianodon hypophthalmus (striped catfish), 10289 nucleotides long. RefSeq lists its product as uncharacterized. Gene Ontology annotation, molecular function: calcium ion binding; cadherin binding. Lineage: Eukaryota; Metazoa; Chordata; Actinopteri; Siluriformes; Pangasiidae. Gene Ontology annotation, cellular component: adherens junction; plasma membrane; catenin complex. The transcript is spliced from 14 exons. The record is from RefSeq and is a predicted model, not a curated record. Gene Ontology annotation, biological process: cell morphogenesis; homophilic cell-cell adhesion; cell-cell junction assembly. The coding region runs from base 400 to 5145 and encodes 1581 amino acids.